This is a messenger RNA of Aspergillus versicolor CBS 583.65, 1028 nucleotides long. RefSeq lists its product as uncharacterized. Lineage: Eukaryota; Fungi; Ascomycota; Eurotiomycetes; Eurotiales; Aspergillaceae. The transcript has 3 exons. Gene Ontology annotation, molecular function: NADP binding; oxidoreductase activity. The record is from RefSeq and is a predicted model, not a curated record. Bases 63 to 1001 code for a protein of 312 amino acids.
CUUGGGAAAUAUCCUCCACGCCAAAUUCAUUCUACACAUCUCCAUAACGACAUUCACUAAUCAUGACCGAUGCACAGCCCGUGGUUGGCAUCCUCUCCAUCGGCGAGAUGGGCCUCGGCAUCGCUAACCUGCUCAUCAGCCAUGGCUACCGCGUCGUAACCUAUGCAGAAGAUCGAAGUAAAGCCACAAAGGAUCGCGCCCAGUCAAUCAACAUCGAGCUCCUCCCCUCAAUCAAAGACUUAGUCUCCCUCUCUACCGUCAUUCUCUCCAUAGUACCACCAAAAGAUGCCCUCUCAACCGCACAGCGCGUGCAUGAGCAAACACCCAAUACAAGAGAUAAACCAGUCUACUAUCUAGACCUCAACGCCACAGCACCAUCUCUCGCAACACACACCAACGACCUUCUCAGCCCCAACAAGAACAUAGUCUACCUAGACGGUGGAAUCAUCGGCGGCCCGCCCCGCAAAGCAUCCACGGACACUGAAACAACCUGGACAGCACCAUCCCUCGUUGUCUCCGGCCCAACACAGAUCCCAUACCCGGAUCUCGCGAACAUACUGAAUAUAGACCACGUGUCACCGCGGAUCGGCGCCGCGUCAGGUGUGAAGCUUUGCUUCGCCAGUACAACAAAGGGGUUCUUCGCGCUCGCGAUUCAGUCCUAUGUCACGGCGGAAUCAAUGGGUGUGUUCCCCGAACUGAGGAAGUACAUGGGGAAGCAUAACCCGCAGACGCUGGAGAUUGCGGAUACGGGCGUUGUCGGGAUGCCGCCAAAGGCGUAUCGGUGGGUCAAUGAAAUGCAGCAGAUUGGGGAGAUGAUGGAGCGAGAAGGUGGGUUUGGGAAGGGACUGUUUGAGAGCGUUGCAGAAGUGUAUAGGGUUGUUGCGGAGGAUACGGCACUUGGGCUGGAGAAGACUGGAAGAAGGGAGAGGGGGACAAGCGUGGAAGAUGUGGUGGCUGUGAUGAGGGAGGGCAUGGAGGGUACGAAGAAGAAGUCGGAGUGAUGGGUAUGCUGUAAUAGGCACAAGGGG